Molecule: messenger RNA, 1146 nt
Organism: Ascochyta rabiei
Lineage: Eukaryota; Fungi; Ascomycota; Dothideomycetes; Pleosporales; Didymellaceae
Product: Septin spn4
Exons: 6
Coding region: 1-1146 (381 amino acids)
Biological process (GO): cytoskeleton-dependent cytokinesis
Cellular component (GO): septin ring; cytosol; cell division site
Molecular function (GO): molecular adaptor activity; GTP binding; GTPase activity
Source: RefSeq, a predicted model, not a curated record
AUGGCCGAGUCAGCUUCCCCAAUUGGCAUUGCCAAUCUGCCCAACCAGAGGCACAAGAUUGUCGCCAAGCGCGGUGCUGCCUUCACCAUCAUGGUUGCUGGCGAGUCCGGUCUCGGGAAGACAACCUUCAUCAACACCCUCUUCUCUACCACCAUCAAGAACUACGCCGACCACAAGCGACGACACCACAAGCAGAUGGACAAGACGGUCGAGAUUGAGAUCACCAAGGCCGAGCUCGAGGAGAAGUUCUUCAAGGUCCGCCUGACUGUCAUUGACACCCCCGGCUUCGGCGACUACGUCAACAACCGUGAUUCGUGGCAGCCCAUCAUCGAGUUCCUCGAUGACCAGCACGAGUCGUACAUGUUGCAGGAGCAGCAGCCCCAGCGCAAGGAGAAGAUCGAUCUUCGUGUACACGCCUGCCUGUACUUCAUUCGCCCCACCGGCCACACUCUCAAGCCCCUCGACAUCGAAGUCAUGAAGAAGCUGUGCACACGCGUCAACUUGAUACCCGUCGUUGCCAAGGCCGAUACCUUGAGCCCCCAGGACCUCUUCAAAUUCAAGACCAGGGUUCGCCAGGUCAUUGAUGCCCAGGGCAUCAAGAUCUACACUCCCCCACUCGAGGACGACGACGCUGCCGCCAUGGCCCACGCCCACGGCUUGAUCGACGCCAUGCCCUUCUCCGUUAUUGGCUCCGAGAAGGACGUCCAGACCAACGACGGCCGCACCGUCAAGGGCCGUCAGUACGCCUGGGGCGUCGCCGAGGUCGAGAACGAGGAGCACUGCGACUUCAAAAAGCUUCGCGCUAUUCUUAUUCGAACCCACAUGCUCGACCUCAUCCACACCACCGAGGAGAACCACUACGAGGCAUACCGCGCACAGCAAAUGGAGACACGGAAGUUUGGCGAGGCACGCCCAAGGAAGCUCGACAACCCCAAGUUCAAGGAAGAGGAGGAGGCUCUCCGCAAGCGCUUCACCGAGCAGGUCAAGGUUGAGGAGCAGCGAUUCAGGCAGUGGGAGCAGAAGCUCAUUGCGGAGCGCGACCGCCUCAACAAGGACCUCGAGGCCAGCCACGCCGAGAUCAAGCGUCUCGAGACCGAAGUCGAUUCCAUGCAAGGCAGCGUCAACCGCUCGCACGGCCGUCGUUAA